Molecule: messenger RNA, 1365 nt
Organism: Colletotrichum lupini
Lineage: Eukaryota; Fungi; Ascomycota; Sordariomycetes; Glomerellales; Glomerellaceae
Product: cellulosome enzyme
Exons: 8
Coding region: 1-1365 (454 amino acids)
Molecular function (GO): hydrolase activity, hydrolyzing O-glycosyl compounds
Source: RefSeq, a predicted model, not a curated record
AUGGCUUUCGGACUGAUUAGUAUCUUGCCAAAGGGAAUGCGAGAUUCCCGCGUUGUUCGCGUUAUGUCACCUUUCACAACUUUGCUUGGUGUUGUCGGCCUAGGCGCUUUGGCACUUUGGCAGGUUACCGUCGACACCACCUCCAAGUUGCAAAAGAUCGACGGAUGUGGCUUCUCUCAAGCUUUUGGACAUGCCGAAGAGUUCCAGAACGCACCCACGGCCCUUCAGAAGGGGGCUCUCGAUCUACUUUUCAGCCCUACCAAAGGUGCCGGGUUCAGCAUGAUCCGCAAUCGCAUUGGUUCCGGCGGCAAAGGAGACAGCAUUCUUCCCACGAGCCCUGGAUCGCCUGCAGGUAAGCCGACUUAUACCUGGGACAAGGACGACAGCGGUCAGUGCUCCUGGAUUCAUGAAGACGAAUACUUAUGCGGCACAACCGGCCAUACCUGCUCCUCUGGCGAUUGGCGACAAGCCUAUGCCGACUUCCUCGUGCAGUAUGUCAAAUACUACCAGCAAGCCGGGCUCAACAUUACCCACCUAGGCUUCCUUAACGAGCCCGACUUCUCCCCUGGAUACUCUCAGAUGCAAAUCAGCUCCAAUGCCCAGGAGGCCAUCUCUUUCAUCCCCACUCUGUCCAAAGCCGUUCAAUCUGCCGGUCUCAAGACCGCAGUCACUUGCUGUGAUGCUGUUGGCUGGGCUUCAACCGUCAAAUACACCAACGCUCUCGUUGCCGCUGGUAUGGAAUCCUACUUGGGUCUAAUCACCUCGCACACCUACUCAGGCAACGCCAACACCGCUCUCAACACUGAGCUGUCCUCUUGGGUCACCGAAUCUAGCAUCACGACAGCCUUUGACCUGACCUGGUUCAAUAAUAGAGGCGCCACAGAGGGCAUGACCUGGGCCAACAAGAUUGCCGUUGGCAUCAUAAAUGCCAAUCUCUCUGCCUAUCUUUACUGGGAGGGCUUUGAACUAAAGCAGCUGCAGUACGAUUCCCACCUCGUCGAUACGCAGGAUGGUAAGACCGCGACGCCGUCGGCGAACUUCUGGGCAUUCGCCAUGUGGUCGCGGCACAUCCGACCCGGCGCGCAGAGAUUACAAACGUCGGGCAUGGUGGCGUCCGACGUCUUGACCUCAGCAGUCAAAAACAAAGAUGGGUCCAUUGUGAUCAUCUUCACAAACAAUGGCAGCGCUGCUAAGGCUGCCAACUUCGCUUCCACGGCGGCCAGCAUCUCGGGCUCAGGGUUAUCCGUCGCUAUGUUACUACAAGGACGUGAUAAUCUAGCAACAUGCCAGAUCUCCGGCCACUACAUAUGCACAGUCUAUCAUCUCAGAUCUACAUUUUACAGGUUCUCGUCUAUCAACGCCUAA